Beauveria bassiana ARSEF 2860 is the source of this 3291-nucleotide messenger RNA. RefSeq names its product RhoGAP domain-containing protein. The coding region runs from base 1 to 3291 and encodes 1096 amino acids. Lineage: Eukaryota; Fungi; Ascomycota; Sordariomycetes; Hypocreales; Cordycipitaceae. The record is from RefSeq and is a predicted model, not a curated record. Gene Ontology annotation, biological process: signal transduction. The transcript is spliced from 3 exons.
AUGGCAUCCCAAGCAAGCACGUCUCUGCGCACACAGUCCCUCAACCCGCCCCUUCUGGUGCUUCCCGAAAGCGCCUUCGACAGGCCGCUGCCUGCGAGCUCGACAUUCCAUAGUCUGCUGCUGAAUGACCGACCUCUAUUCAGUAGCCAUACCUGGACCUCCACCAGCGGCGAUCUUGGUCUCCUCAGAGACGCAGACGAGGUUGAGAAUCGGGCCAUCUUUGUGCAGGAAUACAAUCGCUUGGCCAAAAAGCAUGGAAUCAGGCCACUAAUAUUGGAUGAUUUUGACCCAAACAAACCAGUUGACAACGAAAAGUCCAAGCGCGGAUGGUUUCGUCGCAUGUUCUUGUCUAGCUCAAGGCCGCCUUCAGAUUCCAAAGACCGAGACUCUCCAAAAUAUCGACACCGACGAAGUGCAUCGGACUUGGCCUAUCUAAUUCACAGCAGAAGGGAAGCUCCAAGUGUCUUAGACCUUCAAUCCAUGGUGCGCCUCAGCGGCAAAAGCUCCCUCUACCUGCCUACAGAGUACGCGCCGUGUGCUUUGAUUUUACCGACAUGCAUAAGGGCAACUGCCCAGUAUGUGUCACAGUAUGCUAACACACGCGGCAUUUUCCGGAUUCCUGGCUCUAUGAAGGUUGUUGGUGCCCUGUUCGACUAUUACUGCCACAUGGACAAAGGCGGCGCCGACAUAUCCGGGACUGUACGAUCAGCAACGUUACCACUACAUAUACAAUACUCUGUUCAUGAUAUUGCGUCUACAUUGAAACGAUUCUUGUCAACACUACCCGGUGGUAUACUAGGUUCCCUCCUCCUAUUUGAUUCAUUCAUAGCUGUUCAAUCGCAGCUCAACGCAGAGCCCGAAUUUCCACGAACGAACCAAACCAAAGUCAGAGCGAGAUUGAUCGCGCUAGCCAUUGGGACAAUCGAGUCACAAUACCGAAGAGAGCUAAUCUGCGCAAUAUUCGGGCUGCUUAGCAUGAUUGGCCGCAUUGCUGAGCUGGCCCCAAGAGAAGAUGACGCUGGCUUGCCAUUGCCAACAACAGACCUCAUGGGCUAUGCCGCGCUCAGCAUUUGCUUCGGACCGCUGCUUGUCGGUGAUUUGCUUUCGUCUUAUACAAUGAAAAUUGCCGCUCCAGGUUCUGGCCUCGUUGUGCUGCCACCAGCUACACAGCAAGUCCGCAAGGACACGCGAAAGAACAGGCCUGGAAGUAGCACCAAGAAUGUUCAGCCGGCCGUUGACAAGAUACUCAUUGCCAAUAGAGUAACGGAAAUGCUGAUUUCCAACUGGAGAGAUAUUGUUCGACAGAUGAAGUCGCUGGGCACGCACAGACGUAGACAUACGUCUGGUGGCAGCUUCAGCAGGCCAUCGCUUCGGCCGUCAGCCUCGGAAACAUUCUUGACAAAAGUUCCAAAAGACUUUUCGAAGAUACGGCCAAGCUCGGCGAUUGUUACCAGAAACACGACUGAAGAUGCCGAAAAUGAAGUUGCCGCUUUCCCAAGAUCUACAAACGCACCCAAGCGUGCUUCGGGCUUUCUGAGACAAAAGGCCAGCGUUAAUACACUGAGCCCUACCAUGGAAGAAAGCCCUAGACAGCCACACCUCGGUGAUAACGCUGUGAUAGAGGAAGAAUCAAAGCUAAAGAGUGUCUUUCCGACAAUGGACACAGACAGCCGAGCCCAAGCAAGCUGUACGACCAUGACGGAGGAAACUGAAACGAAAACAGACUCCCCAGUGAAGAGAAAGAGGCUCACGGUACCGCCUAGACAAUCAUCCAUUGAAUCUCAAUCUCAAAUUCAACCGGACCCGGCUGAAAAAUGUCCCAGUCAUCUAAGUAGCAAAGAAAAUGCGACAGUGGUGGACGAAAACCAAGAAUGCCUGGUACAAGCGCCAAAGAUACGCGCCAAUUCAGGGCAAGGCACUCCGCCUCAGUUUUAUUCACCCGUUGAGCCUCGAGCAAUUUCAUCACCAGACGGAUUACCUCGUGAAGCUCCUAAUGGCCAGACAGACAAGAUCUACGGCACAUUGCCUAAUAGCGUACUGGGCGCCGAGGUCAAACCAGGGAGAACUGGGGCACAAUCUCCCGCAACAGAUUCGAAAUAUCAACUGAAGCGAUAUAAAAGAAGACUGCAGGAGCCUCUGACUGGUAGCCCAACAAGAGCUAGUGAUUUGCGCAGCACCGGAAAGAUUGGCACCCACACAUCUGGUCUAGCCAGUACCCCAAGCGAUAUUGGAACUGCAAGUGGUCUGCCCAAGUCUUCGAAAGGAAGCCAUCCGGGCAGCCCAGUCAAAGCUAAUCCGAAAAAGCUCAAACGAGCUAGAAGCGGUCCACUGACGGAUUUGACUGCACAAAACGAUGAUGAUGUGUUUAAGCCGAGUCAGCGCGCCCUGGUGGGAGUUUGGAGAAACGGGGUACCACAGAAGAGCCCUACGGCCAAGGUGCUGCGAUCGUCAGUCAGCGACGGAGUCUCAUUGAGAGCUUCUGCGAUACGAAGCUUGAUCAAUGCGGGCAAAAGCCGAAUAAAAAACUCUCACAUCAGUAAUGAAAAGAAAAGGCGUCCGUACAAUGAUGAGGAGGAACCCGAUUCAUGGGCCAAAUGCUCCCAGGAUGGUCUGCCCGCAUAUGAGGAUACACAGUCCAUCAUUCGUCAUUUGAACAUGUAUCACGGAUGCGAAAUAUCACCCGAGUCAAGCCAAGACUCCGAGGCAGUUGCGGCUCUAUACCAUGUCAUCAUCUCUCUACAUGAUAGGCUGAUCAAGCAAGAGAUGGAGGUCACCCUGCUGCAAAGGGGGGCAGACGAUAAGCGACGAGAAGAAGCUAGCAAAUUGAGACAGGAUGUCGGCAUAUGGCGGCGUAGGGCUGAAUCUGCUGAGAAAAGAAUUCUAGUAUUCGAAAGAUUCACUGAGCGGCUAAAGGGCAUUCGCGAUGCGGCGAUUGCAUCAGAGCAAGCUGGGUCGCAAGGUGGCGAACAGCAAGGCGAUGUUUCAGCAGGCAGCCUUAAAUUGGAUAAUGAUUAUGUGGCUGCAGCGGCUCGAGUCAGGUUUGCAGAGGUCGAUGGCAAUGGAGAACAGGCUACUCUUUGGGGUGAGAGGAGUUCUGGGCAUCGCACGAGCGCGGAGAGUAGACGAAGCAAGCCUUGCAUGGAAUGCGGCGAAGAGCAAAACUUGGAUAGAGGAGCAAUUGGAAACCGAGAAGGCGAGCUGCGUCCGAGGCCGGCCAGCAUUGACGAGGUAGCAGAGCUGUGGAUGGCAGCCAAGGAACUACUUGACUCGAACAAAAGUGAGAACGAAUGA